GACCUGCAAUUGGUCGAUCUCUUACAUAAUGCAUCUUUAGGCAAAGCCAACAUUUAGCAGGUAUAAUUAUACAUGGGGGUAUUUUACUUCAGGUAGGAAAAUUACUCGACACCGUUUGUUUGUUAUCUUAUCAGGUGGAAGAACAACUGUAAAUAUGAAGCCAAUAUCAGAGAUGGUUGGGUUACACGUUUUUGAAGCCGUUUUUAUUGUGUCAGCCAUUCUGCUGUUGUUGUCUGCUCUACAAAGGAACUUUGUGACGUCAUUGGCUCUCUUCUCCAUAGUUUAUUUCGCCUACACUGUAAUUCGUAAAAAGGCGGCAAAGUUUUUGAAGACGGAGGGAAAAUAUGUUUUAAUAACUGGAUGUGAUUCAGGUUUUGGUCAUGGUUUAGCUAAAUACUUGGAUGAUUUAGGAUUUAAUGUUUUUGCUACCUGUUUACAUGAAAAUGGAACAGGUGCCAAUGAACUUAAAAACAUCAACUCUGAUCGACUCCAUGUUUUACAAAUGGAUGUCGGUAAAGAUGAAAGUGUUACUGGGUGUUUACAGAAGGUGGAGCAAAUGUGUGGAAACACCGGUUUAUGGGGUAUUGUUAAUAAUGCUGGUAUUAAUUUUGUUGGUGAUAUUGAGUUUUGUACGAUGAAACAGUAUUUAGAUAUUGGUAAUGUCAAUAUGUAUGGUAUGGUCAGAGUAACUAAAGCCUUCUUACCACUUGUACGACAGACUAAAGGUCGUAUAGUAAAUGUUACCAGUUGUAAAGGUCGUAUUGCACUACCAUACGACUCAGCUUACGGUAUUACCAAAUACGGUGGAGAAGCGUUCUCGGAUAUUUUACGUCUGGAAAUGAAACGAUUUGGAAUAAAAACCUCGAUUAUCCAGCCUGGUAAUUACGGGGGUAUAACAGGUUGUCUCAACGAAGAAGGGCAAGCUAGAAUAAAGAAUGAUUUAGAUGUCAUGUGGAAUAAUGCCAGUGAAGAAAUACGGGAAGUGUACGGCAGAGAAUAUCAUGAUUCUUUCUGUAGAGCUAUAGAAUCUGGUGCUCGAACAACCAGUCCUACUAUACAACCAGUACUAGAAGCAUUUAAAGAUGCGCUAUUAAAUGUCGAACCUGAGACUAGAUAUCUUAUACCUGGUGGUAACCAAUGGUUUGAUGUUUUCUGUAUGUUUGCCAUAUUGAAUGGUCUCUUACCAACCUGUAUUAUGGAUAAAUUAAUGGACCGGCAGUUUCUGCAGCGUCGACCGUUACCUAGGCAACUACAGACCAAGAGUAAAACAGAUUAACUGGCUUUCCGGCAAGAUAAUUCGCCAUCUUCGAAUUUCAUUCCAUAUGAUAAAAAUACUCUUCCCCAAACCCCCCAUUUUAAAUUUCUUUUUGUCCACUACUGUACAUGAAACCAUGACCUUGGUGCCACUGGAUGGUCAAGACUACACCGUCGUUCACAUCGAGCUCAUACGAACACUGUGCACAUUCAAUAUGGACGUGUAUUGUCGUGUCCUACGUACGUCCAUUUCGGUCAAUCACAAACAGUUAUGUAAAGAUCUUGAUAUUACAUGGUGGAUUUGGUACAUUUUUGAUUGGUGUAGGGUCUUAAACCUCUUUAACGAUGGUGCUUGGUCCUCUCUUGUUCAAUAACUGGUUAGACCGAGUCUAGAUUUUUCUAUGGCCAUAUGCGUUUUUCAGUUGUCCGAUGUAUUUAUUGUAUUAUUGUGUUUUUGAUGUGUGACGGUGGAGUGAAUGUUUGACGUAGGGCAUCAUUUUAGGGGUGGGGGUAAAAUAAGGCUUUAUUUCUACUACAGUUUUAUGUAAAAUUAUUGUGUUGUAAUAUAAAUAUUAUUAUAUUCUUGUUUUUCGUUACUAUUUAUCAUUCUUAU
This is a messenger RNA of Patella vulgata (common limpet), 1867 nucleotides long. Its product is annotated as retinol dehydrogenase 7. The transcript is spliced from 7 exons. Gene Ontology annotation, molecular function: oxidoreductase activity. The record is from RefSeq and is a predicted model, not a curated record. Lineage: Eukaryota; Metazoa; Mollusca; Gastropoda; Patellidae. Bases 155 to 1276 code for a protein of 373 amino acids.